AUGGCCCUUCGUCGUAUUCAGAAAGAGCUGCGGGAUCUGGAGCGGGAUCCUCCGGCGAACACCAGCGGCGGUCCCAUCAACGAAAACGAUCUCUUCAACUGGAAGGCAACGAUCAUAGGCCCCGAGGACUCACCAUACGCCGGGGGUCUCUUCUUUCUCAACAUCCACUUCCCAUCCGAUUAUCCCUUCAAACCGCCCAAGCUGCAAUUCACCACAAAGAUUUACCAUCCCAAUAUCAACAAUAAUGGUGGGAUCUGUUUGGAUAUUCUGAAGGACCAGUGGUCGCCCGCCCUCACCAUCUCGAAGGUGCUGCUCUCCGUCUGCUCGCUCCUGACGGACCCAAACCCGGACGAUCCACUCGUGCCGGAUAUUGCCCGCCAGUACAAGACAGACCGCAACGCAUUUAACAAGACAGCGAUGGAGUGGACUCGUCAGUACGCGAUGUAG
Messenger RNA from Trypanosoma theileri, 447 nucleotides. Its product is annotated as ubiquitin-conjugating enzyme E2. The record is from RefSeq and is a predicted model, not a curated record. The transcript has a single exon. Gene Ontology annotation, cellular component: nucleus. Lineage: Eukaryota; Euglenozoa; Kinetoplastea; Trypanosomatida; Trypanosomatidae. Gene Ontology annotation, molecular function: ubiquitin conjugating enzyme activity. Gene Ontology annotation, biological process: protein polyubiquitination. The coding region runs from base 1 to 447 and encodes 148 amino acids.